AUGGUACGGCGCUCGGCUCGCAUCGAAACGAAAUUAACGCCAAAGCUCUGGUCACGAGAGGAAGAUGAUGACGAUUACGAGAGACCAGAGCUCCGCACUCCCGAGUACUCUCAGCGUGAAAACAUCCAUCGGUCGCCCUUUGGCCCGAGAAUCGAGGACAAGCUCAGGAUCCUAGGGCUCCGCUCCACCAGGAGGGCAGAUUUAGAACAAACCGACAGAUCCCGCUUCUUCUCGCGACUUAAGCAUCUAUCCGGUGAUCUCGAGGCCUCCAGACGGAAAGAAGAAGAGCGAAGAAUUGAUAGCGAUGUGGAACUCCGCUCACUCGAGGUCUUGGACGAGGACAACGACGGCCCCGUCUUUUAUUCCUUCGGCGAUUUGGCCAGCAGGGAAGAUGAAUAUGGGUACCUCAACGGCGAAAACGCAUCAGACGACGACUCUACCGUCAGCCCGGAGGAGGAGCACUUCGAAGGUUCGCCGAGUCCGGUGCAGCAGCAAGUGUCUCCGCCGGGAAGCAAUCAACGUGGCCCUGCAGCCUACCAUGUUAUCAAAUCUCUUUACGCCGGUGAUGGGUACGAGGGGGGCCACCACUCGGCCAAGCUGACGGCCGUCUUGAGCGAUCGGGCCGUCAUCUCACAGUCCAUGUUCCGAUGGAUUCACUUUGCACGGUCAUCCAUGGACAUUGACGACUUCUCGGCACAAGUUGCUCUGAUACCGGGCCUCUCCAGUGCCGAAACCGCCGGACUCCGGAGCAUGAUUGCGAGCAUCAAGCGAGACAACGUCCUUAAGGUCCAGGUAUCGGACGGGAACCUCGCCAAGUCCGUUAAGGGGUUAACGCCCUCGCCGGCUCGGCCGUCACUGUUCAGGGACAAGACGCUGGGGGAGUACUUUAUCAACCUCGAGCACCAAAUACUGCACAAGACUAGCCUCGGAGAUGGAUCCGCAUACAGAGCUACUGAGGCGAUGGAACGUUCUGCAGUGCACAAGCUGUUAGAAAGUGAGCGGCAACGCUUAUAUGAAACGUACUCUCCGAAACAGCAGAGAGAUUUCAACAGGCGUGUUGCUCUGUUCUUGUUGGCCGACGCCGUGUUCAACUUCUUUUUUCCGCAAGAUAUGUUGGGUAUCACAACCAGCGGAAAGUUCUGGGGUGCCGUCGCGCGAUUGGUUAUGCCUGAGAGCUCCGAAACUCCAGAGGCCAACGCCACUCUUUCCGACUCGAAAAAGUCUAACGUCGCCGAGGUUCCAAGGCCAUCGUGGAGGAGCAACCUAGAUCUUCUCGAAUCAUUCCUGGGUGCUUUGAGGGAGGAUAUAUUUGCCUUCACAGAGAUCUUUGCGAGCAUCGAGGAGCCCGACCGAGAAUAUAUCAAGACACCUCCCACCUUGACGAACGCCUGGGUACACAUCAUCCUCGCUCUCGCCACUUUCCCGCACAACCAAGAACGAUCUUUGCAGCUGGCAGACCGGGCAAGAUCCGAAGUCAACGACGGAAUGGGUGAGAUUAUCGCGGCUCGAUCUGAGCCGCUCGAUGUUUGCAACUUGGUGAUGCUGCCCUCUGAUAUGGUGGCGCUUAUGUGCCUAAAACUCACGGACAAUCCUACACCGAACAUGCCACACAUUUUCAGUGUUUACGGGUCAUAUCUGAGGAUGAUUGAAUCGGAGAUCGACACAGCCCCCGACCGAAAAAUCGAGAUCAAGCUCCGUCUCUUGCGCCAAGAGCUAGGGGCUAUACGCUCUGUUGUCGUGGUCACGGCCAACGAUGUGCAUUUCAUCGCCACGAAGCGCUCCGAGCCCACAUCAUGGUUCUCGGUAAGACUGCCAGCCGACGGCACCAUGGAGUCCAUGGCCGAAGGCAUACUCGGUCCCGACCGCUAUGGUAAUCCCAACCCGUGCGGCUUUAGUUAUAUACUUCUACGCGACUGCUUGAGCGAGCUACGCGCAAUGGUGUACGAGCUGAGCAGGACCACCGAAGCAGUUGAGAGGCUUUCGACCGUCAACCGGGAACGAAUCGGAGAGACCAAGGACCGGCAGGAGCGCGCCAUCUACGCCUUCACCAUGGUCACGGUCGUCUUCCUUCCCCUCUCGGCCGUCGCCUCCAUCUUCGGCAUGAACUCGUCCGACAUCCGCGACAUGGAACUUGGCCAGUGGGCCUACUGGGCCACCGCCCUCCCCGUCACCGCCGCUGUCAUGGUCCUGGGUCUGCUGGUCACGGGCGACCUGGAGGUUGCCCACCGGUGGUUCGAGCAGCGCAUUUCCCGGCCGCGGGGGAAAGUGACGUGGGAGACGGACAGUGGUGAGAAAUGA
This is a messenger RNA of Thermothelomyces thermophilus ATCC 42464, 2298 nucleotides long. RefSeq lists its product as uncharacterized. Gene Ontology annotation, cellular component: membrane. The coding region runs from base 1 to 2298 and encodes 765 amino acids. The record is from RefSeq and is a predicted model, not a curated record. The transcript has 8 exons. Gene Ontology annotation, molecular function: magnesium ion transmembrane transporter activity; magnesium ion binding; cobalt ion binding. Gene Ontology annotation, biological process: transmembrane transport; metal ion transport. Lineage: Eukaryota; Fungi; Ascomycota; Sordariomycetes; Sordariales; Chaetomiaceae.